Molecule: messenger RNA, 243 nt
Organism: Akanthomyces muscarius
Lineage: Eukaryota; Fungi; Ascomycota; Sordariomycetes; Hypocreales; Cordycipitaceae
Exons: 4
Coding region: 1-243 (80 amino acids)
Source: RefSeq, a predicted model, not a curated record
AUGCUUAUUUGGGUCAAGAUUGAUGUUCAUGUCGAAGUAGACGAGAGUAGAACGACUGAUGCAAACUACUCGUUUUUGUUCUACCAACAUGUACACUACCCGUAUCAUCGUGACCCUUGUCAGCUUCACACGCCGUACCCAUCUGGUGGUAAAACCCAUGCCGGCACCGUCAUACCGAACAGUGCUUACACCAAAAGGCAGCGUCGCUUACAGUGCAACAGUCAAAAGAAGCAGCAGUUUUGA